AUGGUCAAAAUGUUGACUCGAACACUCCUUCCCCUUCUUGCUUCCCUCCCUCUUUUCCUCACUUCCUAUGCAGCACCCCUCGAGUUUGACGGCACAAUUGAAGCGCGUGACGACGAUAAUGUCACCGCCCAAUGGACAUGGCUUCACUUCGAAGGCUGCGAUAGAACGCAGCAACAAGCCAUUAAAGACGCCCACGAAGACGCCGUGACCAUGGCCCUACACGUCGAAAACAUCGAUUUCGCCAACGACCCGGGCGCCAUGGACUUCUUUGGUCCCAGCGCACUCAACAAGGAUUGGCAGAGCAACAUCCAGUCUGUCUUCGACCACAUCGGCACGUUCCGGCUGAGCGAUGUGUGGCCUGGCUACAAGAUGAACGCGCGCUGUGGAGCCGCAAAUGACCAGAAGUACCAGAACCGGUGUAAUCGACAGGGUGUUAUUGCGUAUCAGUGGAACACGAAGACUGAUGCCGCGAACCCGAAUAAUGCGCCGCGGUAUGAUAAGUAUGAUGCACUGAGCAAUAUGCACUUUUGCGAUCAGUUCUUUUACUAUAAGAAUCUUGGUGAUGCGAUCAAUGAUCAGAAGGACAGUGAUAAUUUUAAGUGGAGGUAUGAUCUUACCAAGUAUAAGAAUCAAGCAUACAUCAUUCUGCACGAGAUGAUGCACGCCUCGGUGAUGACCUACAAGCAGAACAACAACCGCCGCAUUACCGACCUCAGCAUGCACAUCUACGAGUACAUUCAGAAGCCCGAUAGCCGCGACUGGAAGAAGAAACUCGCCAAGGUGGACGUGUACCAGCCAUACUACUGCAAGGUCCUUGCACGGACUGCGCGAGAGAAGAUAGCUGAGGAAGGAAUCACCAUGAACGCCGAUAACUACGCUCAGUACGCACUGUCAAAAUACGUCCAGUCCAAGCUGGAAGGCAACCAAUACCCUUGGCUCCCGCUCGCCGACAAACAAGCCGAGGAUUGGUUCGGCAGGACCAACGCCCUCCUCGUGUAUGACAGCGAUGGUAACUUCGGCGUAAACACCGGUGCUCUCCCCAGCGACGUUGCAACAGACGACGACGCAGACACAGACUUCACAGCCAACGACCUCGGCGAUGACGAAGUCGUUGAGCUAGCUAACGAUCCCGACACCGACACCCUCGCACCCGACUCAGACUACUCUGAGGACUUCAACAGCCAACUUCGGCAAUGGGCAGACUACAUCGAUACACCAGCUCCCGAGUGUGCUGGCUCCGCAGACGAUCGCAUCGCAUUCCCUGCCUCUGACGCCGAGACGGCUAUUAAGAACUUCUGUAGCGAGGACGGGCUGUACGGGAACGUCUUUGUGCCGCCUAUCAAUAUGGGCACUGGACAGACGACUGAUGGCAAGGGCAAGGCGCUUGGUUCGUCUGGAAGCUAUGAUACUAAUGGUGGCAAUGAUAAGAUUUGGGUUGGCGCUUACUUUGCCGGUGGUGCCUGUACGGGGUCGAUUACUUGGCCGCCUACUGGGCUGGGUCUACGUGAUACAGAUCUUUGCAUGGAUCGGCUUAGGACUGUGCUUAAUGGGUGUGACACGGACACAACGACAAGCAAAUAUGGCGGAAGCCUGCAGGACGUCUGCCUAGUCUACCAAAUCCAAGCCGUCGGUAAAGACGACGAAGACCCCACAGGCACAGUGGCCAGUGGUGAUCACGGCGGCGUCGAAUGCAAAGACACCGACACUUCGAUCCUGGGUGACUCCUACAAAGACACCUGCACGUGCUGGUACAAGGAUAUCCCCGACCAAACGGACAUCUUCGGCCACCCCAAGGAGGGCGAUUGUUCAGGUAUCGAUUACAUGCCUGCAUACAGUUACUUGGAGGAUCCGGAUUAUCAGCCAGAGAAUAUCCAGCCUGUUGCUACUGUUACGGCUAGGGUUUUUUAG
This is a messenger RNA of Aspergillus puulaauensis, 1908 nucleotides long. RefSeq lists its product as uncharacterized. The record is from RefSeq and is a predicted model, not a curated record. Lineage: Eukaryota; Fungi; Ascomycota; Eurotiomycetes; Eurotiales; Aspergillaceae. The transcript is spliced from 5 exons. Gene Ontology annotation, molecular function: metallopeptidase activity. Bases 1 to 1908 code for a protein of 635 amino acids.